AUGCAGCCAAGACGAAUCAAGUUUGAUUCGGAAGUGCUCGAUGGACAAUUCGCAGGAAACCAGCUGUUCCAAUUUGUAAACUGUUCAGUUCUCCGAGAAGAUGGGCUCAAGAAGGAGCAUAUUUGGAUUCGAAAUGGACGGAUUCUGGAUGAGAGAACAGUAUUUUUCGAGGAGAAACGAAUGGCCGAUGUGCAGGUUGAUUGCUCCGGUCUGAUUCUUGCUCCAGGAUUCAUCGAUGUUCAAUUGAACGGAGGCUUCGGAAUCGACUUCUCCACCUAUAAUUCAGAUGACGAUGAGUAUAAAUCAGGACUUCUUACAGUUGCGAAACAGCUUCUAGCUCACGGAGUUACCAGUUUUGCACCAACAGUCAUUACCAGUUCUCCAGAGACCUACCACAAGGUUCUCCCACUACUCGAACGAACGUAUGCGUGGUCAGAAGGUGCUGGAAUUCUCGGUGCUCACCUCGAAGGACCAUUCAUUUCGGCUGAUAAACGAGGAUGUCAUCCCGAACAGCUUGUGAUCACAUCUUUCGGAUCAAAUCCAGCUGAAACGAUUGAAAAUAUUUAUGGAAGUACAAAAAACAUUGCGAUUGUCACCAUGGCCCCUGAACUGGAAGGAGCACAAGAAGCCAUAAAAUAUCUUGUUGCUGCUGGAACAACCGUCUCUGUUGGACACUCUUCUGCCAAACUUGGUCCAGGAGAAAUGGCCGUGACGUCUGGAGCAAAGAUGAUCACUCACUUGUUCAAUGCCAUGCAAUCGUAUCAUCAUCGCGAUCCUGGACUUAUCGGACUUCUGACUUCUUCAGAGGUGACUCCAGAUCAUCCGCUCUACUAUGGAAUAAUCUCCGAUGGAAUUCACACUCACGACUCAGCACUUCGAAUCGCAUACCAUACCAAUCCCGAUGGUCUUAUUCUCGUAACAGAUGCAAUCGCUGCUCUCGGAAUGCCUGAUGGAGUUCACAAGCUUGGAACUCAAACAAUUCAUGUGAAAGGAUUCGAGGCGAAACUUGAUGGAACAAACACGACUGCUGGCAGUGUUGCGAGUAUGCCAUAUUGUAUUCGCCAUCUUAUAAAAGCCACCGGAUGUACCAUUGAGUACGCUCUUCAGAGUGCAACUCAUAAGCCAGCAACUCUUCUCGGUAUAACUUCUGAGAAAGGUACAUUGGCCGUGGGAAGUAUUGCUGACUUCGUAUUGAUCGACGAGAAUGUCGACGUCAAAGCAACGUUCUGCUCGGGAAGUCGUGUCUUUCUCAAUAAGGAUUGA
Caenorhabditis remanei is the source of this 1263-nucleotide messenger RNA. RefSeq lists its product as uncharacterized. Gene Ontology annotation, biological process: N-acetylglucosamine catabolic process. Gene Ontology annotation, molecular function: N-acetylglucosamine-6-phosphate deacetylase activity. Bases 1 to 1263 code for a protein of 420 amino acids. NCBI's taxonomy places the organism in Eukaryota, Metazoa, Nematoda, Chromadorea, Rhabditida, Rhabditidae. The transcript has 7 exons. The record is from RefSeq and is a predicted model, not a curated record.